Betta splendens (Siamese fighting fish) is the source of this 2410-nucleotide messenger RNA. It is a transcript of the gene kmt5aa, whose product is annotated as lysine methyltransferase 5Aa. Gene Ontology annotation, molecular function: protein binding; histone H4K20 methyltransferase activity. The coding region runs from base 220 to 1005 and encodes 261 amino acids. NCBI's taxonomy places the organism in Eukaryota, Metazoa, Chordata, Actinopteri, Anabantiformes, Osphronemidae. The transcript has 6 exons. The record is from RefSeq and is a predicted model, not a curated record.
CGGCAGAGGGCGACACAACUCCCCCCUCGGCGCCUCCAUUCAUGUAGAAAAAUGGCGUUGGGGAGCUGCAGAGGCUGAGCUGGUGCUGCCUCUGCCACAACAAACUGAAGCGACGUUGUGUAGGGAGCAGUACCGCAGGAGCCCGACGAGGAGAACGUCAGGACCAGCUCAAAAAGACUUUAUGUAUUUAUCUUCAUCUUAACGAGACGCUGGGGCUUAAUGCGGAGCCAGGAACACACGCCGGACAUGAGUGGGGAUAUUGUUUGCAAGAGCCACCUGGACUCUCUUGUAAGCAACACAAACUCACCAAUUCACGAUAAAAAAACCAUCAAGCUGUCACCAGAUGGAAGGUACUCCCCCAAAGGCUCCCAGCAAAAUGACGAUCAAAGCAACAGCCACAAGAAAAACAGGAGGAGGAAGGAACGGUCCAAACAGAAAGUAAACAGAAUCUGCAGUUCUGUUGGGAGAAACUUUCAAAACCGAAAGGUUACUGACUACUAUCAUAUACGGCGAAGCUCAAGAAAAAGCAAAACAGAGCUGAAGUGUGAACAGAAGAAGCUUAUAGAUGAGCUCAUCACAAAUGGAACAGAGGAGGGAAUGAAGGUGCGAGAAAUUGAAGGAAAAGGAAGAGCAGUGUUUGCCACUCGAUGUUUUCAGAAAGGCGAGUAUGUGGUGGAGUACCAUGGAGAUCUGCUACAGAUCACUGACGCCAAACAGAGGGAGGCAGAAUACGCUCAGAACCCUGCCACCGGCUGCUACAUGUACUACUUCCAGUACCUCUGCAAAACAUACUGUGUCGACGCCACGAAAGAGACCGAGCGUUUUGGUAGGUUGAUAAAUCACAGUAAGAAUGGAAAUUGCCAAACCAAACUCCAUGACAUCAACGGUGUCCCUCACCUCAUCCUCGUUGCUUCCCGAAACAUUGACGAGGGCGAGGAGUUGCUCUAUGACUACGGAGACCGCAGUAAAGCCUCCAUUGCAGCUCACCCCUGGCUCAAAUAUUGAUCGAGGGAUCCCGGCAAAGGAAACGUACAGUAACACUGGGUUUCUCAUUCGCUGAUGUACAAAUGCCUUGGAACAGAAUUUGAACCCUUUUUGUUCCAAAACUGUGCAGCAUGGGUUUCGUAAAUUAAUCGGGUACUUUCACACGGUGACUGAGGUCCAUCUGCCGUGUCGGAUGACACCUGUCCUUUUAUUUAUAUGUGAAUAUGUAACAUUCUGGUUGGUUUUGCUGCACAUUUCUUUUGUACCGUUUGUAUUACCUGUAGACCAGUGCUUCUCUAGCAUGCAGGUGGUAGUUAAUGCUCUGCGUUUUUAUAUUAAGUUUUUUAAUGGUAGUCAGAUGCUCAGCAAUACUUCUAUUUAUGGCCCCAGCGCCGCCAGAACCCUUUGGAUGACCUGGAACCAUAACAUGCAAAGCUAAAACUGUUUAGCCGAAUCACCCAAUCCAGCACCAGUGGAACUGUGGUGGUUUACCAGCCGCAAGGGUAGGAACAGAGGUACAAAACAUAUUUGACCCUAUCUAAAAUAAGCAAAGCAGAGAAAUCUGACAGAUGAUGACUCUAAUGAAUACUUUUUGUAAUUUAUUUUUUAGCAAGUACUGCUUUGUUUUAAUGCACAAAGAAUUUGAAUUGUUGUGGAUAAGUAAAUAUUCUGUUAUUUUUUUAAAAUUUAAACCAAUAUGAAAUUUAACAAUACACAUCAUUUAGUUAAUUCAAAGACAGAAUCUCUAAAAUCAAAUCAUUUAAAAGAUCAUGAAGUCAGGUAGACUUUCUCUGUCCAAAGAUGAACAGUGAACAGCACUGUUUCCAUCUCCUUGGUACACACCAGCACAGGUGGGUUUCCACACUGCUACUUAUGCAUGAACACCUCCACACGUACAGCAAAAACCUAGUUAAAAAAAUGUACAAUUCUUCAAAAUGGAACAAUAAAAAAAACAAAACAACACAUGCAGGGAUCUUUUUUUUUUCUACGUGGUUUUAAUGCUCUGCUACCGUGGGGUUGGUGAACUAUUAAUGUGUAUUGCAGGUUUUUGCAUAUUUUCUGUGUCACAAAAUGUCAUCAAUCAUCUAAACCUAUUUAUCUGCUUAACCACCAACAGUUCUUUGGUUUUACUUAAUGUUUUAGUGGUGUUCAAACUUUCUUUUAUGUUCAUUGAAGCCAGAAGGUGGCAUCCUUGUGUCACAUGCUUGAUGAUUUCUACUAAUUGACAUCUUAAUUACUUGAUUUAUAGUCAAUUAUGUUAUGUAAAAAAAUUUUGUGAUCAUUUCCAACUCUGCAUGUACUUAUUUCUUGUCACACACUGGCUCUCCAUUGCUUAUCAUACACUGUGUUAUGGUUGUUUUUUGCCUAACUGAUCAAUUACUUGAUUGAUUGGAGUGAUUAAAUGUCAAUCUCAGCUUUUAAGAAA